Messenger RNA from Neodiprion fabricii, 4160 nucleotides. RefSeq names its product ankyrin repeat domain-containing protein 54-like. Lineage: Eukaryota; Metazoa; Arthropoda; Insecta; Hymenoptera; Diprionidae. The record is from RefSeq and is a predicted model, not a curated record. Bases 2 to 1066 code for a protein of 354 amino acids. The transcript is spliced from 4 exons. Gene Ontology annotation, molecular function: protein binding.
AAUGACGUCGGUCGACUCCGGGGUUGAGACUGGUAACGAUUCGAACGACAGCUCGGUCACCCACGAAAGCAACGUCUCCGCGAAUUUCAACUCUCCCCAGGGAUCAAAUGCUGGUAACAACAACGCGGGCAGUCAGUUUUCCAAUGUUGAAGUUGGACCGUCCCGACCUCUGGGUUUACCCAUCGCUUCGAUUUGCCCUGGUUUAAACACCAAUGCUGAUGGUCAAGGUACUUCGAAACCGAGCACCUCAGGACCUUUGGUAUUGCACGCCAAUGCCGAGCCUACAAAGGUUUUGGAGUUUCGCAUACCACCGAUGUACAUAGAGCCUCUUUAUGGAGCGAAUGGUCAACUGCUCAGUACAACGAUGGAGAUUUUGAAAACAAAUAUGCUUUGGUCUCCGCAACGGGCAGGAUCAACAUACCAUAGGAAAAUGAAACUGCAUGCCAUGCAGCGCAAAUCGAAGUUCAGGAUGAAAACGUGGCAGGAGUUUCAAGGGCCUCUCGACGAAAGGAAGAUGAGGCUGGCAGCUGCAACAAACAACAUUGAACUGAUGAGACGACUGUUAACAAGUGGUGUCUAUCCCAAUAAUCACGAUGAACAGGGAAGAUCCCCUCUCCACUUAGCAUCAUCCAGGGGUUACACGGACGUCGUGCGUCUAUUAUUGGAACACGGUGCGGAUCCGAAUCAGCGUGAUUGUCUCGGAAACACGCCUCUUCACUUGGCUGCGGUGACGAGUAAAAUAGCAGUAGUAACACUCUUGCUGAAAGCAGGAACGGACGUUCUCUCAUCUGACCAGCACGGGCACAACCCCCUUCAAUUAGCGCAGACAAAGUUGAGAUUAUUGCAAAGCUUCAAAGGUUCGGACAUGAAUAAGAUCAAAGAAGAAGUGCACAACGUGGUCGGCAUGCUGCUCGCCUAUUUGCAGAGGCAAAAAGAUGCCAGAGAACAGGUCGAGGCUCUCAGCACAUUCUGUUCCCGACUAUCUCUGUCCAAUACUUCGGAUGAAAUUCAAGGCGACGUCAGGGACUUAUUGGCUAACAUAGAUUCUCUCAGUCUUGCAAGUUAGAAAAAGAGUAAAUGAGACAAGUUGAAAUUGAAAAUUUUGGAUUUCGAUGUAUAUCUAUUUUAGUAUUCUAUACGUAUAUUAACGGUGUACUGAGUUUAGAGUCUGAUGAAAAGAAAAAAGAUGACAAAACGUAUGUAAAGCAAAAAAGAAACGAAACAAUUCCGUCGAUAUUAAAUAAUUUGGAUUGAAUAGUAACUAGAAAUUGUUGAAACUUUUAACGUUAAUCUAAUAUUUGUUCUAAUUUACCGUAUGUGCAAAUCGUCAAAUACGUAUAGAGCUUUGGAAAAUACAGGGUGGAUAUGAAAAGAGUCGUUUUUGAAUUUUUUUUUUACACUUGUAACUAUGUGUGUGGUAUACUCCGCCCAGCUGUUUAUUACAGGUUUUUUUUCUAAUAAACUCUAGCUACCAUUUAUUACAGACAAAAUUUAAACAAAGAAAAAUAUUGAAAAACGGCUGACCGAGUCUGUAAUUAAUCCACGUCGCACGACUAAAACUCGGACUAAAUUGUGCGCCUACGAUAUAAUAUACUUUGCAACCGAUACAUGCUAGUUGCAAAUUUUUAAUAAUUUUUAUAUGAGGUUUAAACUCGACAAGAUGGUCAAUUCGAUAUUAUUGAAUUUAUAGACAUGUGUAGGCUUUAGCGAUGUAUUUAUAAUCGCAUUGUCUAAGAAUUGAUCAUAUUGAAAUUCAUUUUCGUUUUCGCUUUGUUUUUCUUUUGAUUUACAUGGUGAAAACUUGAAUUUACAUAUAAUAAUGCAUGAAAUUUCUUGAAAGGAUGGUUUGAAUAUAGUUAUAGUUUUUAGAAUUAAAGAGAAAAGAAUUAGUAUCGUUUUUUGCUAAUAGGAUUUAGUGAUAUGAAUUUUCCUUAGUGAUGAGAAGAGCAGACUGUGAAAAUUUGUGCAAAUGUCAAUCUCAUUUAACUUUGAUAGCUUAUAGGCAAGCUAUUGUUGAGAGCUUUAGAGCAAUACUUGAAUUUUUCAAAGAACAACAGUUAAGUGAACCGUAAUUAGCCUGCAAUCAGUUGCAUCUUGGGAACUGAGGAUUGUAAAGAUAUUUUUUUUUUUAUCGGUUUAUCGUUCAUAUUUCAUACGAAUUUUGGAGAAUCCAACUAUGAAAUAUCUGAAAAAAUCACAGGUAUUCUCAACGCAGAUUAUUCGCUCACGAUGGAAUGGAUAAGAUUUUAGGAUUUAUCAUCGCGUAGACGUGAGAAUCGACUGACUUCGUGUAAAUCGUUGUACAAACUGAAUAACAAUUAUAAAAUUAAACAAUGAAUGAAAAAAAAAGAAGUAGAUAAAUCGUUAUGAAUCUAUGUAGAGUAUCGUACGCGAUUAACUCGCGAUCAUAUUGGUUUUAGAGAACAGUUUAACUCGAAAACUUGAAGUAGUAUCAUUUGCGUAAUUGUAUGAACUUGUAGUUGCGUGAUAAGGUGUUGAAAUCGUACAUUUCGCUAUCAAUUAUCAAUGUGUGUGAUUUAAGCAAUUCAUAUCCUAGCCCUACUACCUACUAAAAAUUCCCAAAUUCUCCCCAUAUUCAAUACCUACAAUGUUUAAUUUAUAAAAUUAAUAUGAAUUACGGGUGGUGUCAAGUUGACAAGUUUGAUAAAAAUUUUUUCGAUUUUAUAAAAGUUAUCUUACAAUAGAGCAAGCAUGCCUAGCCUUCUUUGGCUAAUUUAAUGACCAAAGGUGAAAAGUUUUUGCUCCAACUUACAUAACACGCAUCUAUGAAAAGUUAAAAAACCGCAGUUGCCGAUUAUAUGUGCCGUUUUUCACUCGCACGUCCGUGUCUUUGUAGUAGGUACGCAGUUUAUUUUUCCAACAUGUAAUCUUAUAUGUAAGUUAAGUAUCUUUAAUUAAGUCAUUAUCCGAAGGAGUUGCAGUUUUCAUUUUUAUUUUUUUUUUCUCGUUUUUAAUAUCAGCCUAUCUGUAUACGUAUAUGAUAAUUGACGAUUUUGCUCAUUAUUGUUAUGUAUUACUGUUGCAGCAGUCAGCUUCAUUUUUUUUUAUUAAGAUCAUUGAGUUGUAUAUAAUUAUUUGAUUGUUUGUUUUUAUUUUAAUCAAUAUUCUUCUUUCAAAAGAUGUACAUAACUGAUGUAGUAUGAUCAAUGCAUCAUUUGUACAUAUAAUACUAUAUUCUAUACUGUACUUAGAUAUUACACGCAUAUAAUUAUACGAUAACUACCGUUAUUAAGAAAUAACUGAAUAUAAUUAUAUAUAAAUAUGUGUAGUAUCUUGUGUAAACUUCAACGAGCCUGAUGAUACUUUUAUCGAUAAAGAAAAAAAAAUUUUUACGCUGUAAUUCUUAUAAAAUUAUUCUCAUAAUUAAUUGAACUGAAAAUACAGAUAAACGUCUUACUUCUCAAUAAAGUGAUACGAACGUUUUAUUGGAAAAUUGUAAUUUUGUUCUCCGUGUAAUCUUCUGAAAACUUAACAAAAAAUGUUAAGUUGUUCUGAAAAACCUUGAAUAAUGAAUUUAGAUGAAUGAUAAAAGCGCGACAGCUUGAAUAAUUUUCACCGCUCGACGAUACUAAAGUGAAAAUUGUUUUAUGCUGUCGUCAAUGACAUAAUGUCCGGGCAGUUACUCAAGGAAAAGGAGAAAUAUAAGAAGUUGCAGUGUUUCGAAAAACACUAGUAAACUGUACAAUAAUAUGAUAAAUUCAUAAUUUUUAUUAAUACAACUAAUAUUUUAGUAAUAAUUGCCGUAACAUUAAAAUGAAGUGCCUGGAUGGCAUUGUUUCACAAUUAUCAUUGACCAUUCUCGUACUAGUCGUUUAACAAAAAAUACAAUAAAAAAUAGCAACAAUAAUAAACGUAUAAAUUGACGAACGUGGUUUUCCAGUGCAUUGCGAAAUUGAUUAAAAAGAAAAAAGAUACAAGAGACAAUCCAAGCACCAAAUUUAAAUUUAACUUACAAUCCUUAAUUAUAUAUAGACUCAUAGUUUGUCUCGUAAUUUUUGGUAAAGCUAAAGUUUCAUAUCACGCUUAGUUCCCGUUACAGCAGAGAGUGAAGCAAAAAAAAAGAAAAAAAAUCACUACGGCUAGACUAUACCCGCAAAAUUUUCGCACAUAUAAGAAGUUGACUAUUAUUUCAAUACUCA